UUAUAUAUAAUGAUCAAAAUUCCAAUUAUGAUCAAGCGGCUUAUGUGCUAGUCAACCGAACAACUGUAUAAAACCUCUUUAGAACUUUGAAUUACUGCCUCUAUUUUGAAAUCACAUAGCUUAUGGAUACAACUAAAUUAGUUUAAAGUGAACGAUUUGAGGGAAAAUAAAAACAUGACAAGCCAAUAUUAAUAUCAAUCCUUGACAUUGAUUUUGACAUAUGACAACGCGUAUAACCUUAAAAUAUUUGAAAUUAUCAAAACAAUAAAUAUAUAGCGAUAUAAUAAAGAUGCUUUUUAUAUAUUUAUUAAGUUUACUAUCCUUAGCAUUGCAAGCUAUUUUCGUAACAUUGGCUUUAGCUGCGGGAUUGUUCUAUCUCGCAGAACUGGUAGAGGAAUACACAGUUAUCGCUAAAUAUGUAAUAUCAUGGUUUGUUGUAGUAACUGCGGCAAUCCACGUCGGACUUAUAUUAUUUGAAGAUAUUCCAUUCUAUUUGAAUGUAAUAGGCCUGUUCCAACAACUGCUGUAUGGAUUAUUACUAAAGGACUUCCCAGUGGUCCGAGUGUCAAGUGUACCGUUUGUAACGGCUGUGUUGAAUCUCAUAUUACACCAUUAUCUGGCUAUCAAAUAUUUUGGAAGUGUUUAUUAUGCGUUUUCUGAGGUAUUAGCAUAUUUCACACUCUGCCUCUGGAUCGUACCGUUCGCGCUGUUCGUCUCGCUGUCCGCAAACGAUUAUGUACUGCCCACUACUGGGGAAAGACAACCUCUAUUAGAUGACGACAACGUUGUCACAGAUUAUCUAUCACGGAAGGCGAAACGGUAUAGUCUAUUGUCGUUCUUUAGUUUUGCUAAAGAUUCGAUAUUGCCACAGAGAAGUAAAAAAGCUUUUUAAUUUUUUAUAUUAAAUAGGCAUAGGGUGUAAUUAGUUCAGUCCAAAAAUGGGAAAUAUUUGGGUGAUAUUUGUACUUUAAAGUGGUUUAACUUAAAAAAAAAUACUCAAAGGAUUAUCAAAUUGUCUUCCAUUUGGAGCAAUGUCAUUAUAUUAAAAAAUACAUUUAUUUUUUAUGUAGAUUAAUAUAUGCGUAUCGAUUCGGGUGCAUUUGCACAAAACCCUUGAAAAUAUAGUUAUAAGGGAUAUAGUUUGAGUCGUUUAGGCCCACCGACUCGCAUCGGAAAAAGAAGAGGCCUUAUCCCAGCAGUGGGACACUUACAGGAUUACUUUAUAUGUUACAAUAUACAACAUAAUAUAUAGAUUGAUUUCUUCCCGCUAGCAAAAUCUCUCUGAAUUUGACGUCGCUCAAAUAAAGAAUGCCUCGCCAUUCAAUUUUGUUAAAAACUCUUCAAAUUAUUGGUAUUAUUAUAAAAGCAUAACUAAAUACCAAAUUUAAAUUAGCAAAGAAAGAACACAUUUGAAAUUCGAACAAAUGCAUUCGCUUAUAAUUUUGUGAAUAAAACAAAACAUAAUCGAUUUUUUUUUUUACGACCAGCCAGUAUGUUAUCUGGAACAAAAAGGAUUACAUACCUUCCUACCUUUGGUUAGAAAAGAUAUAACAAUUGAUUAAUAUAAUUUAUAGGACAUAACGAUGCGUGGUCUACGCACACAUCUUUAUAAUAUAUGUUCAGCGCUGUUGAAAGGUUACCUCAACUAUUUAUGUUUAUAGUGUAACACUGAUCUUGACUAAAUGACUGAUGUCAGGACAAAUUUAAAUAUAUUAUAACUAUACCAAACUAGAAUCUCAUCGAAAUCGCUUCAGUAAUUCUAUGAUUUUAGUGACGUAAUAGUGAUUUAAAUAUUUUGAGCUUUAGGUUAAGCCACUUUUUAAAAAUUGUCAAUUGAUUCGAUAAGAAUAUGUAAGCAGUUGCUUGGUCUGUGUUCAAUAUUAUUUCUUAUCUGUACUCUUACUUGUGUGAAACAAACAAACAGCCCAUUUGUGUUAGAAGUCCAAAUAAGCUAUACUAAAAUUAAAACGAAUUCAUUCUGUUAUUAAUAGAUUAUUUUUCUUUUCUUCGAUAAUAAUUAAUAUAAUUAUUUAUUUUUGGCUGGCAACAUUGGUGAUAAAUAAACAUGGCGGCUAUUUAAACAGCUUAUUAGGAUUAAUGUAUAUUCUCGUGUUGGUGGUUUGUUAAAAGACUUGGUUAUAUUUAAUUAUGAUUUAAGUGUAAGUUGUAAAUAAUAUUUAUAUGUUAAUUAUAGAGGCCACAGGAAGACAGAGUACCAAAUUACUAGUGUUUUUUUAUAAAUAAUAGAAUAUAAUGACUAAAAUUAAUAUAUUAGGAUAAUAGCAGUGUUCAAAUUAAAAAGUUAAGAGUAAGAUUCUCUUGCUAUAAAUUUUAACCUUUACUUCAAACCUAGUAUAAUUUAUAAUGAGUGGCAUUUAUUAAUAAUUCUUCAUCAUCAUUAUCUCAAUUAGUGGCAGGCGCCAUUAGGAUUGUCGUAAUUUGUUUAUUUUGACGAAAGUGUAAAUUAUACAGCCAGACGUAUUAUCCGGUUUAUACAAAUUUUGAUUAUUAUAUUUAUAUUAAUUAAUAUAAAUGGCCAAUACAUUACACAUCUGCGAUUUACCGACGACAUUGUCAUCAUGGCGGAGACUCUGCAGGAUUUGGAAGAGAUGCUAAACAGCCUGAGCGAUUCUUCAAGACGAGUAGGUCUCGGGGUGAACAUUGAAAAGACCAAAAUUAUGGCAAACCGACAUGUAUCCCCGAGACCAGUGGUCGUAAAUGGCUCUCCACUUGAAGUUGUGUAGGAAUAUAUCUACCUGGGCCAAACCAUACAACUUGGCCGGCACAACUUUGAGAAGGAGGCUAAAAGAAGAAUACGUUUGGGCUGGGCGGCAUUCGGGAGGUUACGUCAUAUUUUUGAAUCGUCGAUCCCACAGUCGCUUAAGACCAGGGUAUUUAAUCAGUGCGUCCUACCUAUAAUGGCUUACGGUGCCGAAACGUGGACACUUACCGUAGGACUGGUCCACAAAUUUAAAGUCGCUCAGCGAGCAAUGGAAACCGCGAUGCUAGGGGUUUCUCUGGCAGAUAGAAUCCGAAAUGAGGACAUUCGCCAGAGAGCUAAAGUCACCGACAUCGCGCGUAGAAUAAGCUCGCUGAAGUGGAAGUGGGUUGGUCAUGUCUCCAGGCGCAUUGAUGGCCGACGGAGCCGACACGAGAGUGGAGACCACGCUUAGGCAAACAUAGUGUAGGACGCCCUGUGACAAGAUGGACCGACGAUUUAAAAAAGGUGGCAGGUUCGGGAUGGAUGCGGACUGCCCAAGAUUGGGAUGGCUGGCGUUCUAUGGGGGAGGCUUUCGUCCAGCAGUGGACGGCAAAAGGCUGAAAAAAAAAAACAAAUUUUGAUUGACUGAUAAGCGCCACUGCUGCGAAAGAGCUGCUAGUCAAUGAUUAUUGUAAAUUUGAAAAAUAGUGUUGAUCUAUUAUUUAAGAUGUAAUUAUUAAAAUUUAGAAAAUGAACGAAUAAACAAUCACGGCCUUAUCUUGUAACCCUUGUGUAGCCGGUGUUCAGUUAAACUGAUUAUUUCUUUGUCAUUAUUGCUUUGACAUUCGAAAGAAAAAGAUAGCAAUAUUUAACAAACCAUUUAUUCAACAGAUAAUAAAAUGAACUUAAUACAGAAUAUACUAAUAUAAGUCUAGCGUUUUUUUUUAUUUUAAGUAAAUUAUGUUGCUUUAAAAUAUUUAUAUGUAAAUAUUGACUCAUUAUUGUAAUAUUUUUG
Molecule: messenger RNA, 3716 nt
Organism: Nymphalis io (European peacock)
Lineage: Eukaryota; Metazoa; Arthropoda; Insecta; Lepidoptera; Nymphalidae
Product: protein TEX261
Exons: 5
Coding region: 290-892 (200 amino acids)
Biological process (GO): endoplasmic reticulum to Golgi vesicle-mediated transport
Cellular component (GO): COPII-coated ER to Golgi transport vesicle; Golgi membrane; endoplasmic reticulum membrane
Molecular function (GO): COPII receptor activity
Source: RefSeq, a predicted model, not a curated record